AUUUUUUUUUUUCGUGUAGAGGUGUCUAUAAUGGCGGUUGCGGGUGUCAACCUGAAAUCGAAAGAGGUCAGUCCCCUGGAAGAGGACCGAAGAGCUGAAAUGGCGCGCAUUCUGGAUGCAAUUCGAGGGAUUUCCGGGACUGGAGGACAACUCAAUCUCGGUUACGAGACGAGCACGAAAGAUGCUUGCAGUGCCCCAAAGCCAAAAUCUCGGUCAAGUAAGCCGCCGGGAAUAUCUUCUACUGAAAAUGAAGGAUCAUUCCUGCAAAAUGCGCGUAAUGGAGGCGUUGGCAAGUCCAACAAUAAUCUCAGUUCUGAGUUCCAGUCGCCAAGUAGCGUGAUGAUGCGUGCCAAGACCAUUGUAUCUAAUAAAAGAGUGGAAGCGACGAAUGGUGCAGAUUCUGGCCUUGAAAAUAUCGCAACAGGCGAUGAAGUUGGAAAUUUAAUUGCUAAUCAAUCUGCCCGGCCGGAAAAAAAAGCAUUAUCCGAAAAAGUGGGAAGUGGUGUUAAUCCAACCAAUUCGAAAGCCAAGGAAAUUCGCCGACACGCCGCACAGAAGAUCGUAGAACAGAAAACCGAAAAAAUUGCUCACGCGGAAAUAAGAGAAAAUUUUGAAAUGGCCACUCAGGGAGACGCUUCUUUGCCGACAAAAAGCAAAGAAGCGAGUCCUAUAGAAAAGAACGGAGAACUCGGGAUUGAGUACCAGCUGCUCAAACAAGCCCUGGAGAAAGUCGCUGGUCUGGAAGAAAAACUUGAAUCCACCAGAAAGACGAACAAGGAUGACAUUUUGAAAGUCAGCUUGAAUGAAGAUAUGCUCAGAUUUCAAGCGAGCGUCAACAAGAAAAUGAGUGCUACCUUGGAAGAAUACGCGAAAAAGUUUUCAGAGGUUCAAACACUCGCGCAGGAUGCUGUGAAAGAAGCGAAGGCAGCAGCAGGUCGAAGCGAUCAUUUGGUUCAGAUCGUAGAUAAACUCGUGCAUAGAACGAAGGAUAAUGGCGAAAUAUUGUGGGCCCUGAGUAAGGAAUACCGAAACACCGCUUCCAAAUUGGCAUUGGAAUGCAGUGGUCAUUUGUGGAUUAUUCGGGGAGUUCAAGAUGCGUGGCGUAUGGCUGUCAAGAAGGGUAGUUUGGUGGAGUCUGUGCCUUUCUACACGGCCAAGUACAAGGGAAACCGUCACUAUCCCCGCGCGACGAAAGCCCGGGACACGAAAGCCCCGCGGGGCAAUAGCCCUGACACGAAAUCCCCGCCAUACCCGGGCACAGCUGUAACGAAAGCCCCGCCCGAACUUUUUUUCAGGACUGGUUGUCUUCGGUAG
This is a messenger RNA of Notodromas monacha, 1314 nucleotides long. The record is from the annotation of a GenBank genome assembly. Lineage: Eukaryota; Metazoa; Arthropoda; Ostracoda; Podocopida; Cyprididae.